Molecule: messenger RNA, 2064 nt
Organism: Linum tenue
Lineage: Eukaryota; Viridiplantae; Streptophyta; Magnoliopsida; Malpighiales; Linaceae
Source: the annotation of a GenBank genome assembly
UUAGAAAGCUCCAUCGCUGUCCCAUUGCCGAAAGCCGCGGGAGAGAGAAGAGAAGGAGAGAGAAAGAGAGCCAUUAGCCGAAAACCCACUCUUCUUCUUCUUCUUCUUCUUCCCCUCCUUCCUUCCUACCCAGUCAUCUUCUUCUUCUUUUGCUCAACUCAUUUUCCUCUCUUUCUUCGGAGCCUGUCCUUCUCCUCAAACCCCUCCCGCGGGGCUCCACCGCCCCGACCCGAUCUCUUUCCCCGGCCACCGCAUUCCCCUCUUUCCGCCGCCGCCGCCGCCAGCCGAGCAAAUGUACUCCGCCAUACACUCUCUGCCGCUGGACGGGAGCAGCAUAGUCGGAGCUGGAGCGGGGCACGUGGAUUACCAGGGUUCGUUGGACGGGACCAAUCUACCUGGGGAUGCGUGCUUGGUGCUCACCACGGAUCCGAAGCCUCGCCUCCGGUGGACCGCCGAGCUCCACGAUAGAUUCAUCGACGCCGUUACCCAGUUGGGAGGACCUGACAAAGCGACUCCUAAGACUAUAAUGAGGACAAUGGGGGUUAAAGGCCUCACUCUUUAUCACUUGAAAUCCCAUCUUCAGAAAUACAGGUUGGGAAGGCAAUCCUGCAAGGAAUCGACUGAAAGUUCUAAGGAUGGUAAGAAUCUACCACUGUUUGAAUCUUGUCUGAUAUCUGGUCAUGCAAUAUCUGGCAAACGACUCUUGCUUGCCAGUUGGCACGUCUAAGACAUUGGAGAUUUCCGAACUCUUUCGUUCUAAUGCAUGUUAGAUCAUUGUAUGUGCUCCAUUUCAUUAUAACUACUGAAUCAGCAAAUCAACUUUGGGAGAAUGCGAGACUGAUGAAAAUGUGGUGGUUCUUGGUAUUUGUAGUUGGAAUUGCAGCAUCUGUUGCUGAAAGUCAGGACACUGGUUCAUCAACAUCAACAUCAUCUAGAAUGGCUGCACAAGAUCUGAAUGAUGGUUACCAGGUCACCGAGGCUUUGCGUGUACAGAUGGAAGUUCAGAGAAGGCUACAUGAACAGCUAGAGGUGCAGCGUCGACUCCAACUGAGGAUUGAAGCCCAGGGUAAAUAUCUACAGUCAAUACUAGAGAAAGCGUGCAAAGCUCUAAACGACCAGGCAGUUGCAACUGCCGGACUAGAAGCUGCAAGAGAGGAGCUUUCAGAGUUAGCAAUCAAAGUAUCCAAUGAAUGUCAUGGAAUGGCACCCCUCGACACCAUCAAGAUGCCGUCUUUAUCUGAACUUGCUGCUGCUUUAGACAGCAAAAGUGCUUCUUCCAAUGUGCCUGCUCGGAUUGGUGACUGCUCCACAGAGAGCUGCUUGACUUCAAUUGGGAGUCCAGUUUCGCCCAUGGGAAUGUCUCCACAGGCUGCUGCUGCUAUGAAGAAAAGAUCAAGGUCUGUCUUCGGCAAUGGAGAUUCUCUUCCAUUGGAUGGCACCACCAUGCGUCAUGAAGUUGAAUGGAUGAUGAACAACAUGGCCUGAAUAGCUAGCCAGCUACUGCAGCGUUAGCAUCCUAUAGAAACUGAGCCUCGUUGUUUCUCCCGUCCUGCUCUUCUAGUUCUUUGUUAUAGGCCUCAGAUUAAUUUGAUCUCCUAAGUUAACUGUAUCACCAUCAAAAUGUCUCCUGUAUAGCUUGUGAUCCUUUUUCGAAUUGUAGGAAGUGACUUUUGCCUAUUCGGUUGGGAAGUUGUUACCUUCUGGUUUCUUCGCUCACAAGAUCUUUACUUUCAGUUCACAGCCUUUCUGCCCUGUGGAAAUUUGUCAGCAGAAUCCUUAGCCAACGACUAACCAAGCAAAGCAUGGUCUCAUGUAGACUCUACUAAGCUUUAUCUGAUCUCCUCAUUGAACCCAACAGUCCAUGACCUGGAUUCAUGGUUUGGCGUUAAUGGAACCAGUUGAACAAAACAACGGAUUCCAAUUCAACAGAGCAAGUCCGUAAAGCCUGGAAAUCUUUUGGCAGGCUUGGCGAAGGAAGUACUCAUUAGAUUAGAUUCCCUCUUUACAUCUGCAAGGCACUCGGGCAUCUGCAUCUUUCUAUAAGAUGUCAGUUCCCAGGAAAAG